Molecule: messenger RNA, 3282 nt
Organism: Durio zibethinus
Lineage: Eukaryota; Viridiplantae; Streptophyta; Magnoliopsida; Malvales; Malvaceae
Product: transcription factor DIVARICATA-like
Molecular function (GO): DNA binding
Source: RefSeq, a predicted model, not a curated record
UCUCACGUGCUACACUUGAAUGUCAGCACUCAGCGCCAUUGCCAAGGUUGGUCUUUUCUUCAGCUAAAUGACUAGAAGACCCAACCAGCUAACUGUACAUCGUCUCCUCCGUAUUCGCUCAUCUGAUUGGCCAUCACUUUCCGCAUAAUAUUUAGAAAACAACUUUGCUUUGGCCGAAGCAGCGCCCACAGUCUCCAUUUUCACCAAUCAGAACUCGGGAGCUUUGACACUCUCUUUCUCUCUGCUUUCACACUGCUAACUCUCUGUUUCAUAUAUAUAAGCAGUACAAAAUAAAUUCAAAAGAGUUGGCAUAUUUGUAUUCAUUUUUUUCACGCUCUCUCUCUCUCUCUCUGGUCUUUUUGCUUUUGCUUUACCUUCCCAAGGGACUAUAAAAGCAAAGUAAAAAAAGCCAAAGAUUUCCCCACUUUUAAAAUCCCAAUUCUCUAGAAGCUUUCUGUUUUUCCUCUGUUUUCUUUUGUCUUUUUUCCCCUUUCAUGGAUUUUCAGUGUUUUUCAACCUGCAAGUGUUUUAAUCUAUGAUUUAGGUUUUUGACUUUUUUAUCUGUAUAUUGAUUUUCUUGUUUUAAUUUGUUGUUGUUGAAGUUGUUGUAUGUGAUUUUGGAUCUGAUAUGGAUGUCUAGGAUUUUUCAUCUAUGCAUCAAGAUCUGCCUUUUCAUUUUCAUUUUCAUUUUUUUCUACUAUUUCUCAGAUUUUCCGUGGGCUUUAGGAGGUUGUUCUUUUUGAGAUUCCGCAAUUAAUCUUUUGUGAAAAAGGCUUCUUGGAUUCCAUUUAAAUGCUUUCAUGAUUUGAUACUUCUUUGGUCAUUUAAAGCAGCCACUUCUCUGCAUUUUUCUAUCUUGGUUUUUUUCUCUCUUUGAACAUUUCAUUCAAAGAGGGAGAAAAGCAAAGGUUUUUUUUUUCCUAUACGGGCAAAUCAUCUUUGGCGAUUAGAUAACUAGAAAAAGAAUAAUGAUGAAUAGGGGACUUGAAAUCCUCUCUCCAGCCUCUUAUUUACAGACUUCCAAUUGGUUGUUUCAAGAGAGCAAAGGUACUAAAUGGACUCCUGAAGAGAACAAGUGUUUCGAAAAUGCUCUGGCUUUAUAUGAUAAAGACACCCCUGACCGAUGGUUUAAGGUGGCAGCCAUGAUUCCUGGGAAAACAGUUGGAGAUGUGAUCAAACAGUACAUAGAAUUGGAAGAGGAUGUUAGUGAUAUAGAGGCAGGGCUGAUACCAAUUCCUGGAUAUAGCGGUGAUUCUUUUACAUUGGAGUGGGUUAACGACAGUCAGGGCUUUGAUGGAUUUAGACACUAUUACACUCCAGGUGGAAAAAGAGGAACAGGGACUCGACCUUCUGAUCAAGAAAGGAAGAAAGGGGUGCCAUGGACUGAAGAAGAACACAGGCAAUUUCUAAUGGGGCUUAAAAAGUAUGGUAAAGGGGAUUGGAGAAAUAUUUCACGCAAUUUCGUGACAACUAGAACACCAACACAGGUGGCAAGUCAUGCUCAAAAAUACUUCAUCAGGCAGCUGACCGGAGGGAAAGAUAAGAGGAGGUCCAGUAUCCAUGAUAUUACAACAGUUAACAUUCCCGAUCCCCCCUCUUCUUCACCAGAUCACAGCAAGCCUUUGUCUCCAAAUAAUUCUUCUGCAGUCAUGCAGCCACAGCAGCUACCGAAAGUAGCUGGGGUAACUAAAGAGCUCUUUGAUUUUGAGUGGAAGCUGCAAAAUGAAGGAGCAGCUAUGGUUUUCAACCAGACGAGUGGUAUCAAUACCUUCCUGUCCCCUUUCUGUGGGAUUUCUUCAUAUGGACACAAGCUGGAAGAACAGAAUACUCUAAAAGGAACUCUUCCCAGAUCUCAAUUUGGAUCUUACAACACUCUUUUCCAGAUGCAGUCAAUGCAACGUCAGUAAAUUCAUUGAUAAAGAGGGAAGAAUUUCUGAAGGUAUUAUCAUUAAUUAAUGAGUUGAAGAUCAAGCCUAGCAGUGAUGUCAGCUAGCUUUGUCCAUGCCACGUGUAUAUCUUGAAGAUGCAAAUUUAGUCCACACUUAUUCACUCUAAAGAGAGAUCAGUUAGGUGGUUUUAUGAUUUAUCAUUAAAAUUUUGGAUCAUUGAACCAAAAAAGAAGCUUAUAUGAAGCUUGGGACUUUUAUUAAUUUUAGUCGUGCGUCUGCAUUAUCUGUCUGUUGUCACCAGUUAUUCUUAGAUUAACUGCUUGUGUUCUAUUGAUACUGCAUCCUCUGCAAAAUGACAGACUGUACUAUAAAGGCUUAAAACUUGAUAAUAGACUCCAAUAAUUCAGAUUUCCUUGCUUCAACUGUGAUUAUACACUUCACAUCAUAGACAAAGUGAAGAGAAAUCAAAGGAUCUUCUUUAGUCUUUUAGCCACAAGCCUUUUAUCUUCUUCUUGCUUAUGAAUUGCAUUUCCUAAGGCUGUUAUAUCCAAAUUCAGUCCUAAGCCAACUUCCCAUGCUUUUUUUUGGGUUGGGGGAGGGCUGGAGCAGGAGGAGGUAAGGGAAUAUCCAAAAAUCUUUCUAUGCUUCAAAGGCGAAAUUAUUUUGUGGUUUACAUGGAUGUACAUCAACCAAAGUGGAAGCAGUUGGUUUGGACAAUAUGCCAUGUCAACUGUUGCUUAGUCCGAGUCAUUAUGCAUGCUUUUUAAGGAUAUGAUGGCUUAAUGACUCUGCUUAAUGCUGAUGUCUUUUUGGUAAAUUCGGGUUUAUAUUUUAAUGGAAAAUUCCUUCUUGCCAAAAAAACAAAAAAGAAAGAAAAUAGUGGUUUAAUUAGUUGACUCAUCUUGAUAAUAAAAUUUUGACUGAAGCCUAGACUAGGAGCCUCUAAUUUAAGCAUCUCAUUCUUCAUUCCACCUAUCUUUGUUCCCUUCAAGAAGAUGAGACGGUCUAUUACUUUUUCUUUGCUCGCCGGUUCUAUACUCAAGCAAUGGAGGAUUGCUAUUGAAUAGAUGUAUUAGUCAUCACUAAUAAUCAAAUUAAACCAUCCACGUUUUUGUUCCUAAGAUUGUUUAUGAUCAUUCCAUCUUUCAAAAUUGACUGACUAUUUGCCAAGGAAUUCUUGAUUCUUCAAACCCCUUUUUUAUGGUCAUUGAAGGAAUCUUAGAUUAAUGAUUCUCAAGUAUGUCUAGGCCUUGGUGAUGAAAGAAGUGCUUGGAAGUCUCUUUCUCUGUUGUCUGUCUACAUUCUGUGCUUUCUUCACAACCCCCGGCAAAUGGGCUUCUUUCUUCUUCUAAUACAGUGGGAUUGGAAUUUUAAUUGAUCAUGCAGAGCAUAU